Dufourea novaeangliae is the source of this 2739-nucleotide messenger RNA. RefSeq lists its product as uncharacterized. Gene Ontology annotation, molecular function: protein binding. Bases 1 to 2739 code for a protein of 912 amino acids. The record is from RefSeq and is a predicted model, not a curated record. The transcript is spliced from 9 exons. NCBI's taxonomy places the organism in Eukaryota, Metazoa, Arthropoda, Insecta, Hymenoptera, Halictidae.
AUGUUGUUGCAAGGGCCGGCUGUGAUCGUGAGAGUAGAAUCGGUGCACGUCGCGAUCGGCCGAUUUCAAUUCAUAAAUGUGCGAGCGGAGGAGCCCACAAUGGUGGCUCGGCUCCCGCAACAAGUUCUGCUGCUGCUCGUACUCGUCACUGGGUCGGCCGCGGAAGCCACACGCGAGACGGAGCAGUCACUCUGGGCUACGUACGACACGAGGAGGUACAGUCGAUCCUCUCCAUGGUCGUCGUCCAGCACGGACCGCGCCGCGACAGAGAGCGGAUCGGUUGGAAAGUUUCGUCGGGCAACUUCCCGACGAACGGAGACCACGAGUUCGGUGGAACGGGCUGCGCCCGAGCUGCUGCUAGGGUUGAUCACCCCGCAGGGGACGGAAAUCGAGACGCCCGGGACGGAGACCGACAGGGGAAAAGUGAAAAUCUCGCGUGAAAAUUCGAGCGUGCCCUCGAGGACCAUGGCUGACAUCAGACAGAGGAUAAAUCUAUCCGCUGGUCGGACGUUUAUCCAAUCAACUACAGAACGACCGAGAUACGAAAGGGAGCACCUAUCGUCGAAAAGUUUUGACAACACAAUGACGUCGCGCAAGAACCGGCUGGCACACGGUUCGAUCUCGUCGAGGGAUCCCAUCGACGUCACGACGACACCGACGUCGUUUCUCAGCAGCGACGUGGUCCGUCGGCAGAUGAGACACGUUCCGGACGUGUGCGAGAAGUUCAGCAGCGGAGACGAGGUCAAGCAGGAAUUUUACAGUCCGAACUAUCCGGACAACUAUCCGAACCUAACCGAAUGCGUCCGUGUGCUGGAAGCUGACACCGGUAUGCUGCUGAAACUCGACUUUCGAGACGAGUUCAAGCUCGAGGAGAGCACCGACUGCCGUUACGAUUUCCUCGAGGUACGUGACGGGCAGCACGGCUACUCCAAUCUCCUCGGGAACUUCUGCGGCACGAAUUUCCCCCCUGAGAUCACGUCGAAGACGAGAUACCUCUGGCUGCGAUUCCACAGUGACGAUAGCAUCGAGGGCAAGGGAUUCAAGGCCGUCUGGAGUAUGAUACCACGACCGACCUCCCCUGGUGUGCCACCGGAACCGGAGCCGUGCGUGAAAUAUGUGACCGGCAUGGAGGCGGUUAUUAACAGCGACGACGUUCUGGAGAGGAAGAAACUCGCGGAGAAGGAGGGUAUCCCGUUGGAUUGCAUGUGGAACAUCACGGUGAAGGAGGGAUGGAAGAUUCAGCUGACGUUCUCGGAUCCCUUCAAGCUGCAACGACCAAACGAGUGCGACGCCAACUUCGUGGACAUAUUCAAAGAACGCACUGACAUGUCAUCGAGAGAGAAGAAUUUCUGCGGCAGCAUCGCGGACACCGUGCUCCUCACGACCAAUAUCGCCUUUGUCAGGUUUUACGCCGAGCCGAAAGCGUUGAACAGCAGCUUCGAAGCCGUGAUGACAGCGCUCAGGGACAGAGACCAGGGAGACAAACCGUGCCGCGAUGACGAGUACUAUUGCGAGGACGCGACUUGCAUCGCGGCGGAAUUGCAGUGCAACGGAAGGGUCAAUUGCCGUUUCCGGUGGGACGAGGAAGACCAAGCCUGUAACACAAAGAAGUCACGGCUGAUCGACUCCCAGCAUAUCGUCAUAAUCCUCAUCGUGUUCUGUCUGAUUCUCUUCGGGCUGAGUUUCGCCUUCGUUUUCAAUUGCGUGAGGAAGCUAAUCCGGGAUCAUCGAAUCAUUCGGGAGCACAUCAGACAGUCCAGGGAGAAUCGAUUAGACGAGCUAGGUCGUAAGGCGACACCCUGUCCAAUCUCGUCUUCCAGAACGGACAUCAGGGACCGCAGCAGCGAGUCGCCAAGCUUGGAAGUGGUCCCGAGCAAGGAGCUUCUAUCGCCCACCACUCUAAUCGCCCAGGAUUACACGAAAGAGCUGGAACUGGAUAUGACCUACGGCACGCGAGACAUGAACGACAUCCACCAGAGCAACAACGUCAGCAACGCGACGCAGGAACGGCUCCAGGAAUCAAACGACGAGCCGGAGAUGCGCGACAGCUCUUGUCAAACGCGAGAAAGCCUUUUCGAGGGGCCAGUUGGUUUCACGACGUUCGGCGUCCGUGGGCCAAGCUCGCAGAACGGGACCAACCAUCUUCACCACCACCGCCACCAUCAUCUGCACCACCAUCAAAGUCCUCCACAGUCGCGUCAGGGUUCUCAGCAACCUUCUCAGAACAGCAUGCAACAGUCGUCCGAGCACAGUUCACAGCAACCAGCGUCUCAGUGCUCGGGUUGUAGUCCAGCAUCCAGAGGUCGAGACGGUAGCAUGGGCGUCUGCCCGAAGCAUAAUCCCAUCCCAGCCCCGCCCGGCUGGUCGAACCACGAGUCUAGCUAUCCACCGAGCCAUCAUCAAGGCUCCCCGUACACGGAGCCACCGGAUUAUCCAUCGUACCAGAGGUUUCAGAGCCCGAAACCCAGCCGGGAGAACAGUGCCUAUCGCCAAUCAUCCCCGCAACUGAUGAGACAAGCGACAAUCGGCUCGGGCGAAAGGUACGGCAGCUCGCUCUACGGCUCCAGACACGGGUCCAGCAACACGCCUAGCACUCAACACUCCGGCACGCCGAAGUGCGGCCAGCAAUCCACGCCAGAUCCCAGGUACAGGGCGGAGGCAGUGAUCGAGGUGGAUCAGAGGCGACCGUUCAGUAUAGAGAGCACAAAGAGCGCGCCGGACGUGAUCGCGACACACUGA